Messenger RNA from Fusarium odoratissimum NRRL 54006, 1614 nucleotides. RefSeq lists its product as uncharacterized. NCBI's taxonomy places the organism in Eukaryota, Fungi, Ascomycota, Sordariomycetes, Hypocreales, Nectriaceae. The record is from RefSeq and is a predicted model, not a curated record. Bases 632 to 1525 code for a protein of 297 amino acids. The transcript is spliced from 4 exons.
UGAAUCCAUCUGUUCGGCCGCUAUGUCUGUCAAUCCCUACUGAAUCUGAUGUUGAUGACACGAUUGCCCACGGAAGGGACCUUUUGAUCAAGGUUAAUCCCAAGGGGGGCCGAGUGUCACUGUGGCGUUGUAUAUAAAACCCCAGGGACCACUAUUCCCAGGAUCUCCGCUGUUCGCUGCCCGAAAUCCGGAUCGGCGUCUGGCUCUCCCACCAUUGCUUGCCGCGCAUGUCUUGACGUCUCGCUUCUUUUUUGUUUCCCUUGUCUUCUGGUUCUCUGAGCGUUACAAUGGAAGAUGAACGAGGAACCAGAUUGCUGGUGUCAAUAUGGACUCUGUGCCUGCUGAGUCUCAUCUUGUUGUUUCUGCGUGUUUACUGCAAACUAUGGAGAGGCAAAGGUUUAUGGCAUGAUGAUUGGUGCCUUAUCGCGGCUUGGGUAAGUUAUCUGCAAAUGCCUCUCUUGAUGUUGUCUCUGACCAGUGAAUGUCAUGAGUAUAGGUGGCGCUCGCCAUUUCUGUCUCCCUCAACACAUAUCUCGUAUCUCUCGGCUUCGGACGACACGCAGCUACGAUUAGUGACGAGAACCUCAUAAUAAUAAACAAGACGACCAUUGUGGGAGCUGCUUUUGGUAUAAUGGCUACGACAAUCAGCAAGACAUCUUUCGCCAUCACGUUAUACCGAAUUGCCACCAACGCAUGGAUGAAGUACUUCCUCAUCUUUAUUAUCGUCACUAUCAACGUCUCGAUGAACUUGGUCUGGAUUUUUGGUUUCGCCAAAUGCACGCCUCUCGAGAGGGUCUGGAAUCACAACGUGCCUGGAACUUGCUGGGACAAGUCAAAGCUUCUCACGUUCCAACUAUUCGCUGCUUAUUACUCCGCGAUUCUCGACUUUGUUCUUGCUUUACUACCUUGGGUAAUCCUGAUGCGCAUGACCAUGCGUCGACGAGAGCGACUCGGCGUUGCUGUCGCUAUGAGUUUAGGUGCUAUCGCUGGAAUUACUGGUAUAGUCAAGGCUGUACUGGUCGUCAGCAUGAAGAGUGAGGACAUCACCUAUGACCGCGUCGACCUCACGAUCUGGACCUUGACAGAGCCUGCCGCUUCCAUCAUGGCCAUCUGCAUUCCAGUUCUCCGUAUGCUGUAUCGAGAGCUCAAGUCAAGUUCACGAAGCUAUAACCGUAACAGGACCAAUACAACGCCCCGCGACGUCGACACAAGAAACACGGCCGGGGCAUCAAAUGCUCGGCAGUCAAAGCGAUAUAACUCCAACUCACGCUAUGGUCGAAAUUCGGUCGUCAUCAUGUCAGGAUGGCAAGAAUCGCAAGAGCAUCUCCAGGACGAUUCAGACGGAAGCCAAAGCCAGACUAAGAUGUCUAUGAGUUCCGGGGGCGUGAUGAAGACUGAAGAAGUUAGAGUGCACCACGAGCGUUUGAGCACAUUUAGCGAUGAAAAUUCGAUAGAGCUUAGGGGGUUGCCGCCAGCGCAAGGGAAACCCGGGCAUCAAAAUGCUGAAAGAGCGCCCUCGUUUUAAAUUAGAUUAAUCACACUAUUUUUAAUGACCUGUGUGUAUACAUUCAUGCUAUAUAUUUUCGUUUACAAUGUUUUUAUCAGUAUCGUACA